Lepisosteus oculatus (spotted gar) is the source of this 4910-nucleotide messenger RNA. Lineage: Eukaryota; Metazoa; Chordata; Actinopteri; Semionotiformes; Lepisosteidae. The record is from RefSeq and is a predicted model, not a curated record.
UGUAAACGUAUUUUUAAAUUUGAAAAUGCAGUUCGGUGAAGGGUUGGCUCUUUGUCGGUUGUGGUAGUCAGUGUUAUUCUGUAGAGGUUUAAAGUGUAGUGCUAGGUUCGGUUGAGAGGGUUUUGUUAGCGUUGAUAUUUUUAGCUUUAUUCAUCUGUUUUAGUAAAACAGCCAUUCUCUGUUUUAUAUAGGUUGUAAUACCGCUCGAAUAGUUAAGAAAUGGCCUCUGAAGGAACGCUGAAGACGAUGUUUGAGAACAAGCCUGUGAGCAAGGCGAAGGAUGAUAAGCGUCUGUCUGUGGAGAGGAUCUACCAGAAGAAGACACAGUUGGAGCACAUUCUGCUCCGUCCCGACACCUACAUCGGGUCUGUGGAGCCCGUGACACAGCAAAUGUGGGUGAUGGAUGAAGAAAUCGGAAUGAACUGCAGAGAUGUGACUUUUGUUCCUGGCUUGUACAAGAUCUUUGAUGAAAUCCUUGUGAAUGCUGCAGAUAACAAACAGCGGGAUAAGAAGAUGUCCUGCAUCAAGAUCAACAUUGACCCUGAGAAUAAUGCCAUCAGCGUGUGGAACAACGGGAAGGGCAUUCCUGUGGUCGAGCACAAAGUGGAGAAAGUGUUCGUGCCGGCCCUGAUCUUUGGACAGCUGCUCACAUCCAGCAACUACAACGACGACCAGAAGAAAGUCACUGGUGGACGAAAUGGAUAUGGUGCCAAGCUGUGUAAUAUUUUCAGCACCAAGUUCACUGUGGAGACAGCCUGUCAUGAGUCCAGGAAGUGUUUUAAACAGACGUGGUACGAUAACAUGGGCCGCGCGGGCGAGGCGAAGAUCAGGGCCUUUGACGGGGAGGAGUUCACCUGCAUCACCUUCCAGCCGGACCUGGCCAAGUUCAAGAUGCAGUCUCUGGACAAGGACACGGUGGCCCUGAUGUCCAGGAGGGCGUACGACGUGGCCGGCUCCACCGCGGGGGUCAAAGUCUUCCUCAAUGGACAGAAGCUGUCGGUGAAUGGCUUCCGCAGCUACGUGGAUCUGUACGUGAAGGACAAGGUGGACGAGCUGGGCAUCCCGCUGAAGGUCAUCCACGAGGUGGUGAACGGGCGCUGGGAGGUGUGCAUGACCAUGAGCGAGAAGGGCUUCCAGCAAGUCAGCUUCGUCAACGGCAUCGCCACUACCAAGGGUGGCAGGCACGUCGACUACGUGGCAGACCAGAUUGUCGGCAAGCUCAUCGAAGUUGUCAAGAAGAAGAACAAGGCUGGUGUCACAGUGAAGCCCUUCCAGGUGAAGAACCACAUCUGGUUGUUUGUGAACUGCCUGAUUGAGAACCCCACCUUUGACUCCCAGACCAAGGAGAACAUGACCCUGCAGCAGAAGAGCUUUGGCUCCACGUGUCCGCUCACCGAGAAGUUCAUCAAGGCCGCCACCUCCUGUGGGGUUGUGGAGAGCGUCAUGAACUGGGUGAAGUUCAAGGCUCAGACUCAGCUCAAUAAGAAGUGCUCUGCUGUCAAGCACACCAAGAUCAAGGGGGUCCCCAAGUUGGAUGAUGCCAACGAUGCAGGGGGUAAGAACUCGAACAUGUGCACCCUGAUCCUGACCGAAGGAGACUCGGCCAAGACGCUGGCGGUGUCUGGGCUGGGCGUGGUUGGGAGAGACCGCUACGGGGUGUUCCCCCUCCGGGGGAAGAUGCUCAACGUGCGGGAGGCUUCGCACAAACAGAUUAUGGACAAUGCAGAGAUCAACAAUAUCAUCAAGAUUGUCGGGCUGCAGUACAAGAAGAACUACAGUGAUGCCGAGUCUCUGAAGACCCUGCGCUAUGGGAAGAUCAUGAUCAUGACAGAUCAGGAUCAAGAUGGGUCUCACAUCAAGGGACUCCUGAUUAACUUCAUUCACCACAACUGGCCCUCUCUGCUUAGGCACAACUUCCUGGAGGAGUUCAUCACCCCCAUCAUCAAGGCAUCCAACAAGAAGCAAGAACUGUGCUUUUACAGCAUCCCCGAAUUUAAUGAAUGGAAGGAAAGCCAGUCUAACCUCAAAUCCUGGAAAAUAAAGUACUACAAAGGUCUGGGUACCAGCACUUCUAAGGAGGCAAAGGAAUACUUUGCCGACAUGGAAAGACAUCGAAUCCCCUUCAAGUAUGCUGGUCCUGCCGAUGACGAGGCAAUCACCCUGGCCUUUAGUAAGAAGAAGGUUGACGAACGCAAAGAGUGGCUUACGAGAUUCAUGGCGGACCGCCGACAGCGGAGACAGCACGGCUUGCAGGAGGAUUACCUGUAUGGGAAGACCACCCAAUACUUGACAUACAAUGAAUUCAUCAACAAAGAGCUGGUCCUGUUCUCCAACUCGGACAACGAGAGGUCCAUUCCCAGUCUGGUGGAUGGCCUGAAACCGGGCCAGAGGAAGGUGCUGUUCACCUGCUUCAAGAGGAAUGACAAACGAGAGGUGAAGGUGGCUCAGCUGGCGGGCUCUGUGGCCGAGACAUCUGCCUAUCACCACGGUGAGAUGUCCCUGAUGAUGACCAUCAUCACCCUGGCUCAGAACUUUGUCGGCAGCAACAACCUUAACCUCCUGCAGCCCCUCGGGCAGUUUGGUACAAGGCUGCAUGGUGGCAAAGAUGCUGCCAGUCCUCGAUACAUCUUUACCAUGCUGAGUCCUCUGGCCCGCUUGCUCUUCCCCCCGGUUGACGACAACCUGCUCAAGAACAACUACGACGACAACCAGCGCGUGGAGCCCGAGUGGUACAUCCCCAUCAUCCCCGUGGUGCUGCUGAACGGCGCCGAUGGCAUCGGCACGGGCUGGGCCAGCCGCAUCCCCAACUUCGACGUGCGGGAGGUCGUGAACAACAUCCGCCGCCUGCUGGACGGGGACGAGCCCCUGCCCAUGCUCCCAAACUACAAGAACUUCAAGGGCACCAUUGAGGAGCUGCUUCCUAACCAGUAUGUGAUCAACGGUGAAGUCUCCAUUAUCGACUCCACCACCGUUGAAAUCUCGGAGCUGCCAGUGAAGACGUGGACUCAGACCUACAAAGAGAAUGUGCUGGAGCCCAUGCUAAACGGCACCGAGAAGGUCCCGGCCCUCAUCACCGACUAUAAAGAGUACCACACGGACACGACCGUGCGCUUCGUCGUCAAGAUGACGGAGGAGAAGCUGGCUGAGGCUGAGGCUGCUGGGCUGCACAAGGUCUUCAAGCUGCAGACCACCCUCACCUGCAACUCCAUGGUUCUAUUUGACCACACUGGAAGCCUGAAGAAGUAUGACUUUGUUCAGGACAUAUUGAAGGACUUCUAUGAGCUGCGACUGAAGUAUUAUACGUUGCGCAAGGACUGGCUGUUGGGCAUGCUGGGGGCGGAGAGUGCCAAGCUCUCCAACCAGGCACGCUUCAUCCUAGAGAAGAUUGAGGGCAAACUGGUCAUCGAGAACAAGCCCAAGAAGGAGUUGAUUCGCAUGCUGCAGGAGAUGGGCUAUGACUCUGAUCCUGUGAAGGCUUGGAAAGAAGCCCAAGAAAAGUCUGAGGAGGAAGACACUGAGGAAGAGGAGACUUCAGAAGAGCAGUUGUCUGGCCCGGACUAUAACUACUUGCUCAGCAUGCCCAUGUGGUUCCUGACCAAAGAGAAGAAGGAGGAGUUGUGCAAGCAAAGAGAUGUCAAGACCAAUGAGCUGAACACACUGAAGAAGAAGAGCCCUUCUGACCUCUGGAAACAGGACUUGGCCAACUUGGUGGAGAUGUUGGAUCAAGUGGAGCAGAAGGAGCAGGAGGACGCAGCUGUGCAGGUGAAGGCCACCAAGGGGAAGACGGGCAGGGCCAAGCUGGUGAAGAUGAAGGAGGAGACCCGGCCCACGCCCCAGGGCCGCCGCGUCGUGCCACGCAUCACCAGCGCCAUGAAGGCCGAUGCCAACAAAAAGGCGGACGCCACCAAGAAGGGCAAGAAACUCAAGAGUGAGGAUGCGGUUAUGGUGAAGAUGGAGUUUGAGGAGGAGGGAGGAGAGGAUGGAGAAUGUAACUCAGAAGAAAUAAGUCUGGCGCAGAGACUGUCUAAAAAAACCAAGAAGGAGCCCGCCAAGAAAGCAGCAUCCAAGAGUGGGAAGCAGACCGUGCUGCAGUUCAAGCCGGUGCAGAAGGAGAGCCACCCCUGGUCCGACUCCGAGUCGGAGGCCGAGGCCGAGGUGCAGCCCAGGGAAAAAGCAGAGCGCUGCACCAAAGGCAAGACUGGCUCCUCUCGCCGUGGUAGAGGGUGGUGUAGCCUGGUAACUAAGAACUAACUGGCAGGCGGUGGGUCACAUCGGCACUAGUGUCCCUCAGCAGACGCCAGCUGCCUACUGCCUUCCUGUUGGUAAACACUGAAAAAAGUCACGGCCAUCAUCAGAGGUCACAUUCCCUAAAUUCAAUGUCCUGUAGAUGUCUGCUGGAUCCACAGGUCAUUAAACCAAAUGUUUAUUUCCAGAGACAACUAGAACUGUGAGCUGGAGCACUUCUCUCUGAAUUUCUGUAUGAUGAGAGAAGUUAAAGGACAGAUUAUUCACUAUUUUUCUGUAGUCUCAAGACACCUUUGCUUCCACUGUGUGCUUCUGUCAACCUUUUCUUUGACUGUAAUGGUGUGAUUCUGAGCAGCCGAGUCCAUCGCCAAUGGGAUGUGUUUUGUCAUGUUUUGAGCACUCCAGUGCUGGCUGCAAAAUGCCAAAUUUGCUUCCUUCCAAUACCAGAGUUGCUUUCAUCUUGAAGUACUGCCUUAAAACUGGGAAUCGAAUUAGUGUUGACGGGUUACCCUGAUGUGGAUUUGUGAUGAUUUCCUUGUUUUAAUUAAAAGCCAAGCUACUCCUGAUGACACUGUUUGAUCUUAUAACAAAUUUCCUGUUUAUUGUGUAAAAGAUGCUGGGUCAGUGCUGCCGAAAUGUUAUCAAAAUGAUGCCAUGUGGACAGA